This is a messenger RNA of Onychomys torridus (southern grasshopper mouse), 3536 nucleotides long. RefSeq names its product S1 RNA binding domain 1 (gene Srbd1). NCBI's taxonomy places the organism in Eukaryota, Metazoa, Chordata, Mammalia, Rodentia, Cricetidae. The coding region runs from base 46 to 2997 and encodes 983 amino acids. Gene Ontology annotation, molecular function: mRNA binding; structural constituent of ribosome. The record is from RefSeq and is a predicted model, not a curated record. The transcript is spliced from 21 exons. Gene Ontology annotation, biological process: nucleobase-containing compound metabolic process; translation.
GAUUCUGCGACAGAACUCCAGUCUACUGACUCGCCAGGCCGGAAGAUGUCCUUAUUGCCAAGAAGAGCAAAAAAACAGGCUCAGAAUGUGGAAUCCCAAGAUGAAUUUUCUUUCUUCUCUGAGUUGUCAUCUGGCUCUGAAGAAGAUGACAAGGAAGAUAGUAUCUGGGAACCUCAGAAGAAAGUCCCCAGAAACCGUAAGCAGCCUGCUUCCAAGGAAUCCAACCGUAAGCAAAGGCCUCGGGUGAAGAAGAACACCCCUCCGAUGGAUGAUGUAUCAAAAGACGUGGCUGUUAAGGAGGAGUUGAAUAGCCCUGUACCUAUUGUUGGUGCCGAUUUGGAAGAGAAAAAUCACAAAUUGCAUAUGACAAAGACUCUGAAAACUGCAGCAAAAAAACCAAAAACCUCAGGUCAGAGGGCUAAAAAAAAGUUGAAAGUUGAUGAGGAGACCAGCCAGCCCAGUCCUUUAGAAGGUGGAAAUAACAAUAUGGAGACACCAUCAACAAGUACCACAUGUGAAGAUGUGUGUAAGAAGGAAGAAAGUGAAGACGACUUCACAUUUGGUCAGUCCCCUCGAAAGAAGAUGAAGACCGAAGUGUGUCCUCAGGGGAGGCCUGUCAAGUUCCCCGAAGGUGCCAACAGCAUUAAAGAGGAGGUGGAGAUGAACUGGGACAUAGUGCAGGUUUUAUCUGAGAGAACUAAUAUCGAACCUUGGGUUUGUGCCAACAUCAUUCGCCUUUUUAAUGAUGACAACACAAUUCCCUUCAUUGUACGCUAUCGAAAAGAGCUCAUUAAUAACCUCGAUGCCGAUUCCUUGAGAGAAGUUCGCCAAACCCUAGAAGAGCUUCGGGCAGUUGCAAAGAAGGUUCAUAGUACAAUCCAGAAAAUUAAGAAGGAGGGGAAGAUGUCUGAGUGCUUGCUAAAAGCCUUGUUGAACUGUAAAACAUUUGAAGAACUAGAACACGUGUCUGCUCCAUAUAAAACAGGGAGCAAAGGCACCAAAGCCCAGAGAGCAAAACAGUUGGGACUGGAAGGAGCAGCAUGGAAACUUCUGGAAAAUCCAGGGCAGCUCAACCUGCUUUCCUACAUCAGGCCUGAUGUUCAAGGCCUUUCCGAGCUCAAGGAUAUCGAAACAGGAAUACAGCACAUUUUAGCAGACAUGAUUGCUAAAGACAAAGAUACACUCGACUUCAUUCGGGACUUGUGCCAAAAUAGAUACAUUUCUAUCCAGUCAUCUCUUGCAAAAGUUUCCUCAAAAAAAGUAAAUGAGAAAGAUGUUGAUAAGUUUCAACUUUACCAGAACUUUUCCUGCAACAUAAGAAACAUCCACCACCACCAGAUUCUGGCCAUUAACCGUGGAGAGAAUUUGAAGAUACUGACAGUCAAGGUCAACAUUUCUGAUGGAGUGAAGAAUGAAUUCUGUAGGUGGUGCUUACAAAACAGGUGGAGGCCACGUGGCUUCGCACGGCCAGAGUUAAUGAAGAUCUUACAUAAUUCACUGGAUGAUGCCUUUAAACGCCUUAUUGUUCCUCUCCUCUGUCGAGAGUUCAGAGCCAAACUGUCAUCGGACGCAGAGAAGCAAUCGGUGCUAAUGUUUGGACAGAAUCUCCGCCAGCUCCUUUUAACGAGUCCUGUUCCAGGGCGCACCUUGAUGGGAGUGGAUCCUGGUUACAAACAUGGAUGCAAACUGGCCAUCAUUUCUCCUACCAGUCAGAUUCUUCAUACUGAUGUGGUUUAUUUGCACUGUGGACAAGGCUUCCGAGAGGCAGAGAAGAUCAAGAGGCUUUUGCUGGAUUUCAACUGCAGCACGGUGGUGAUUGGAAAUGGAACUGCCUGCCGGGAAACUGAAGCGUACUUUGCUGACCUGAUAAUGAGGAAUUAUUUUGCACCAUUGGAUGUCGUUUACUGUAUUGUCAGUGAAGCAGGGGCCUCCAUCUACAGUGUCAGCCCUGAAGCCAACAAAGAGAUGCCCGGACUGGACCCCAACCUGAGAAGUGCAGUUUCCAUAGCAAGACGUGUUCAAGAUCCAUUAGCUGAGCUAGUGAAAAUUGAGCCGAAGCACAUUGGAGUUGGAAUGUACCAGCACGAUGUAUCCCAGACUUUACUCAAGGCAACCCUGGACAGUGUUGUAGAAGAAUGUGUCAGCUUUGUGGGGGUGGAUAUCAACAUCUGCUCCGAGGUUCUGUUACGGCAUAUAGCAGGACUUAAUGCCAACAGAGCCAAAAAUAUUAUUGAGUGGCGAGAGAAGAAUGGGCCUUUCAUCAACCGAGAACAGUUGAAGAAGGUGAAGGGGCUCGGUCCAAAGUCCUUCCAGCAGUGUGCUGGCUUCGUCAGAGUCAACCAGGACUACAUCCGGACACUCUGCAGUAGUCAGCCCACUGACUCUUCAGGCCAGAGCCAGGGAGCUGCCACACUCACCAGUGAGAAGCUGGGCAAAAAGAAGAACAAGGCAGAUGCCACCCUCACUCCAAACCCCCUGGACCAGACUUGCAUCCAUCCGGAAUCCUACGACCUAGCAGUCAGGUUUUUGUCAUUCAUUGGAGGGACACUGCAUGAGAUUGGAAAGCCUGAAAUGCAACAGAAAAUAAAUUCAUCUCUUGGAAAAGAAGGUAUAGAGAAAACAGCAGAGAGGUUACAGACGACUGCACACACCUUACAGGUCAUCAUCGACGGUCUGAGCCAGCCCGAAAGCUUUGACUUCCGAACAGAUUUCGAUAAACCUGACUUCAAGAGAAGCAUAGUGUGUCUGGAAGAUCUGCAGGUGGGGACAGUUCUCACCGGCAAAGUGGAGAACGCCACUCUGUUUGGGGUUUUUGUGGAUAUAGGAGUGGGCAAGUCGGGGUUGAUUCCUAUACGAAACAUAACAGAAGCAAAGCUAUCUAAAACCAAGAAGAGAAGGAGCCUGGGGCUGGGCCCUGGAGAAAGAGUGGAAGUGAAAGUCCUCAACAUUGACAUCCCCCGAUCUAGGAUCUCGCUCGACCUCCUUCGGGUGUUGUGAGAUCCCCACUGAAGGCCAAGCACUAGUGUGUUCCCUCGUUUCUCCUGCUGGACAAGGACACGCAGCUAAUGGAGCCUGGCAGCAGAUGAGAGGGAGUCCUGGGUAGAAGUGUCCAUCACACCGUCCUGACUUCUCCUUUGAAAACAACAAAUGGUAUCCUCACCUGGCCUUGUUCGCAGCCGUUUUGUUACCGGUUGUAACUCCUCCUGGACCGCACUGUCUAGCAGGUGGCUUCACUUCUCCCUGCUAGCAUCUGCUGUCUUGGACCUGGGUGGAGUGUCUUCUUUAUUUGAAAUGCAUGGUGUUGGUUGACACAUUAGGACUAGCAGUCUUUAAUCCUGCCAUCUUAUUAGUUGUUAAAUUAGGAUUUUGCACAUAAUUCAUAAUUUUGUAAUAAUUUUUAUUUUCCUUUACCAAACCAAGCAAAAAUAUACCAGUAAAAGAGAUUAUCAUGUGUUUAUGACCAUCAAAUGAAUGAUUCAGUGUGUUCUUCAAAAGAACAUGUGUAUUGAACCCUACAAUAAAUGACUGGCUGGUGA